Molecule: messenger RNA, 1575 nt
Organism: Beta vulgaris subsp. vulgaris (sugar beet)
Lineage: Eukaryota; Viridiplantae; Streptophyta; Magnoliopsida; Caryophyllales; Amaranthaceae
Product: gibberellin 20 oxidase 1
Exons: 3
Coding region: 191-1339 (382 amino acids)
Biological process (GO): response to light stimulus; gibberellin biosynthetic process; unidimensional cell growth
Molecular function (GO): gibberellin 20-oxidase activity
Source: RefSeq, a predicted model, not a curated record
AAUGUACUUCCCAAUGGACCACUAUCUUUGGCCCCCUUCAUUAAAUUUCUAUAAAGUUUCAUUUAUAUAUAUAGCACCCACAUAUUUGAUUGCAAUGCAGUUGAACAUUGUACUCAAGUCUUAGAGUUUUAAGUACUUAGCACUUCCCAUCACAAAAAAUAAAGACUUACAUAGUUUGGUCAUAUAUAUUAUGUCUUCACCAUGCAUUAUGAACACAAAUGAGAGCAUAGUUUUUGAUCCAUCAAUAAUGCAAAACCAACCUAAAUUACCAAAAGAGUUCAUUUGGUCCAAAGAUCCCGGGUUCAACUCAAUAAAAGCCAACCUACAAGAAAACCAUGAUGUGCUCGAUGAGCCACUAAUUGACCUAGAGGGCUUCUUUAGGGGUGAUGAAGAGGCCACUAAACAUGCUGCUGAGUUGAUCAAUGAGGCAUGUUUAGCUCAUGGGUUCUUCCAAGUCACGAACCAUCGGAUCGACUCGAGCCUCCUCAGAGCCGCCCAUGACCAAAUGGAUGGGCUAUUUAAGCUGCCUAUGGAAAAGAAGUUAAGGGUUCAGAGAAGCAAUGGAGAUAUGUGGGGUUACUCUGGUGCCCAUGCUCAUAGAUUCUCUAAACAACUUCCUUGGAAAGAGACCUUCUCUUUUGGGUAUAAUUACCUUGAUGGUGAAGGGAGCAUGAGCUCUCAUAAGCCUCUUGUGUUAGACUAUGUCAAAUCUUCCUUGGGAGAGGAGUUUGAAUUAACAGGGUGGGUGUAUGAAAGAUAUUGUGAAGCAAUGAAGGAUCUCUCUCUAGUGAUCUUUGAGCUCUUGGGUAUAGGCUUGGGAGUUGAGAGACAACAGUUCAGGCAAUUCUACAAAGAUGGAAACGCACUUUUGAGAUGCAAUUCUUACCCACCAUGCAAAGAACCAAGCCUAACCUUUGGCACAGGCCCUCAUUGUGAUCCAACCUCUUUGACCAUUCUACAUCAAGAUCAAGUUGGUGGGCUUGAAGUCUUUACAAACAACAAAUGGCAAGCUGUACGUCCCAGACAAGAUGCUUUGGUCAUUAACAUAGGAGACACUUUCAUGGCAUUGUCAAAUGGGAGAUAUAAGAGUUGCUUGCAUAGGGCAGUGGUAAACAAGAAGAAAGAGAGAAGAUCAUUGGCUUUCUUUGUGAGUCCAAAAGAAGACAAAGUGGUGAGAGCCCCACAGGAUCUUAUUGACAGAGAAGAAGGGACAAAGAGUAGGAGAUACCCUGAUUUUAAAUGGCCACAUUUCUUGGAAUUUACACAAAAACAUUACAGAGCUGAUGUUACUACCCUCCAAAACUUUGUCCAGUGGCUUCCCUCUUCCAAUAUGACCUAACCAUCACCUUUCUAUUCUUGCUCUUCCUUUUUUUUUUUAGCUCUUCCUACCUAGUUCACAAAAUAAGAAUACUAGUAAGAAAUAAGAAAUAAAGUAAUAACUAUUUUCUCUAGCUACUUAAUUCCUUCUCUUUUGUUCAUGUUCUUUUUGUUUUUUUUUUUUGUUUUCUUGAGGGGUGUUUGUGUUCCUUUGUUUGUCCUCUUUUUCAUAAUAAAUUUUGGUUUAUAUUUUUAUAA